Phalaenopsis equestris is the source of this 814-nucleotide messenger RNA. RefSeq names its product filament-like plant protein 3. The record is from RefSeq and is a predicted model, not a curated record. NCBI's taxonomy places the organism in Eukaryota, Viridiplantae, Streptophyta, Magnoliopsida, Asparagales, Orchidaceae.
GUAGAAAAUGAAAAAGCUCAACUAAAGAUGGCUUUAGCAGAGUCUCAAAAUCAGCUUGAUGCUUCGUGCUGUCAGCAUUCUUUGGCCGGUGAUAAGUUGGCAGAUAUGGAAAGAAACUCGGGCUUCGUUAAUGAAUCAAUGGAAGCUGCAAUGGCUGAAGCAUUUGACCUGGAAGUGAAAAGGAAAGAAACAGAAUCUCAGCUAGAGAUGUCACAUUUGGAUGUUAUGACACUUCCUGAGCUUGGCGAGAAGGUAUUAUUAAGGGAACUAGAGGAUAAAAUAGAGACCUUGGAAGCAACAAGAAAUGGGUUGCAAUCUCAACUAAAUGCAGCAUACAUGCAGGGUCAAGAACUGCGUGAGCAUGUGAGCUUGUUAGAGCGAAAGGUGGAGGAAGAAAGAUGCCUAUCUACAGCGUAUUUGACUAACGCUGAAGCAAACGAAGCGAUGCUGAAAAAACUGGAGAUUCAACUCAUGCUGGCAAACUCGGACAUUGAAAACUUAAACAAGACUAUAGCCAUAUUGGAGCUUGAGCUGAAAGAAGAGAGAUUAAAAGCUGCCAAGUUAGCAGAUUCAGCAGAAACAGCACUAUCUGCAAGAAGAUUCUUGGAAUCCCAGCUUGAGUUGAUCCAUUCAGAAGUUGGAAAACUACAUAAUGAAGUAAGACAUUUACAAGAGAAAGUUGAGGAGGAGAGGGCAUUGUCUGUUGAAUAUUCUACCAAGUGCCAGAUCCUGGAAGAAGAGCUCUCACGGAAGAAAAAAGAAGCUGAGCUCUGGCGUAUCACAAGUUCGAAUGGAGCUGCUAAGUUGAAUAAGG